AUGGGGGCAAUAGAAGAGAGAGGAUGGGGUAAUAGAAGAGAGAGAGUGGUGUAAUAGAAGAGAGGAUGGGGUAAUAGAAGAGAGAGGAUGGGGGCAAUAGAAGAGAGAGGAUGGGGUAAUAGAAGAGAAAGGAUGGGAGGAUGGGGUAAUAGAAGAGAGAGGGUGGGGGUAAUAGAAGAGAGAGGAUGGGGUAAUAGAAGAGAGAGGAUGAGAGGAUGGGGUAAUAGAAGAGAGAGGGUGGGGGUAAUAGAAGAGAGAGGAUGGGGUAAUAAAAGAGAGAGGAUAGGGUAAUCGAAGUGAGAGAUGAUGGAGUAAUAGAAGAGAGAGGAUGGGGUAUAGAAGAGAGAGGAUGGGGUAUAGAAGAGAGAGGAUGGGGUAAUAGAAGAGAGAGGAUGGGGUAUAGAAGAGAGAGGAUGGGGUAUAGAAGAGAGAGGAUGGGGUAUAGAAGAGAGAGGAAGGGGUAACAGGAGACAGAGGAUGGGGUAAUAGAGAGAACGGGAGAAAGUACUCUCUCUUUAGGGAGGGUUCUUUCACAGUUUGUUGAUUCUCCAACUUCAUAAAAGUACUAGAAUUAUAUUAUAUAUUCACAAACUAUUAUUGUCUGAUAAAUGAAUCAAAUAAGAAGCAAUUAAAAGUUCAUAUCAUCAUCAUUUAUUUAUGUUAUUGGUGUAUAUAAUGUUGCAUUUGUUUCAUCAGUUCAUGGACAAGACGGCGCGCCCAUACAAUUUAUAAGAAUUAUUUGUCACAAUUAUUACAAUAUCAUGGCACUUAUUCGAACCCCGCUACACAUGCAAUGUUAACAAUUCAAAGGGUGAAUUUCAAUUAGUUUAUAUACAAUUUGUAUAUACAUGUAUGUACAGCGGCAAGUACUGCUGGUGUUAAAAUAAUGCAUCCAUGUGUGAAAAAAAUGGCUUCGCGCGCCAUAAAGG
This is a messenger RNA of Lytechinus variegatus (green sea urchin), 929 nucleotides long. RefSeq lists its product as uncharacterized. The transcript is spliced from 3 exons. NCBI's taxonomy places the organism in Eukaryota, Metazoa, Echinodermata, Echinoidea, Temnopleuroida, Toxopneustidae. The record is from RefSeq and is a predicted model, not a curated record.